UCAGAGCGAUGGAGCGCCUGCAAAGAAGAGAUCGAAGCUCAGAGGAGAGACAGAGAGAGAGAGAAGAGAGAGGAAGGUCGCGGUUUCGGUCUUGUUCGUCCGAAAGUCUCAGCCUUUCGCGCUCCGUCGCCGUCGCCGCCUCGAUUCCUUGAAGGGUUCUCGGUUCGAAGGCGAGAGGAGAGGGAUAGACGGAGGAUUCGAAUGCUGUUGCUCGGUGGGGAAUCGGCGGGGAUGGUGGUUUCCGAUGCGGUGGCGAACGCUUCGUCCCUUCCGGCGGUCCCCAUCUCCAGGGACUUCGCCAAGAAGAAGAGGGCCAACAGGUCGGCCAAGCUGAAGCAGUGCAAGCUCGACGCCCGGCGGGAGCAGUGGCUUUCUCAGGUGAAGAAGAAAGGAGGGAAGGAGGCUUGGGACGGCUGUCAUGGGCGGGGGAAUGAAAGUUAUUGCUCGAUGGGGAAUGGGGACGUGACGAGGGUGGCAGAUGCGGAGCGUUAUGGGUCGUUCGACCGGGAGAGUGAUUCGGAGUUUCGGUCGGACAGACCUGUCGGUUUUAAUAUUGUGCCGGGCAAACAUGAAUCAGGGUCCAGCUAUGGCGGUAGCAGCACCAGCUGCAGCAGCAGCGCCGGUUGCUGUUCCGGGAGUAUUACAGAAGAGGAGGAUGGGAAUGACGAUUGCUUGGAUGAUUGGGAAGCAGUGGCUGAUGCCUUGGCUGCUGAUGAUGACCGCAAGACUCCGCCCUUUGACCUGUCUCAGGAAGAAAAAUCUACUGGUAGAUCAGAGUCUUGUGGUGUGAUCCCAAACGAUUCUGAAAGAUCAAUGUGUGAGGGUUUGAGAACGGGUUCAAAGUUUGCUCUGGUGAAUUCCCAAGCAUGGAGACCUGACGAUGCUUUUCGGCCACAGAGUCUGCCCAAUUUGUCAAAGCAACACGGUAUUUCCAAUUCAAGUCGGUGUCAUGAUGAUGGCGGAGUCCCCUGGUUUUGCCCAGGUGUCUUGCCGGCGCCUACUUCUUGUCCCAUUUGCUAUGAAGAUUUAGACUUAACAGACUCUAGCUUCUUGCCUUGUUUUUGUGGGUUCCGUCUAUGCCUUUUCUGCCAUAAGAGGAUUCUUGAGGAGGACAGCCGCUGCCCAGGUUGCAGAGGGCCCUACAAGCAGGAUCCUGUCAAAGCAGAGGGGAGUUUGCAAGGUGACCUGGGAACUACCUGUUGACUCAUUUUUACAGCAACGCCUAGCUCUUAGGAAUUCUGUCCUGUUAUAAACGACGAAUUUGGUCUGUCCUUCUCUGAUGUCUGUUCAGCCUUUAACUAGGUUUAAUGUCUGAUUUUCAUGGACGUACACAUGUUGUUUUCGAGUAUCUGAGGUGAGUUGCUUCUCUUGAGAGUGAGUUAGGUUAUUUUUACCUGUAAGAAGGAUGUCCUGUUGUAGAGGACUCGUUUUGCUAUGUGAAUAUGCGAGGCGAUAUGGGAAAUUCAAAAGGCAUCAAUGGGUUCCUUUCAUCAAAUAGAUCCUCUCCCUUCCAAUUCUAUGUUAUGCAAUUUUCGGCUCUUUAACUACUAGAGGCUACCGUUGAUUUAUGUUGUUGAAGAAACUGAUACUACCUUGUACUAAGAAUUGAUAAAGUCCGACAGGAAAUGAAUUUGAGAUGCUUUACGA
Molecule: messenger RNA, 1647 nt
Organism: Eucalyptus grandis
Lineage: Eukaryota; Viridiplantae; Streptophyta; Magnoliopsida; Myrtales; Myrtaceae
Exons: 3
Coding region: 202-1203 (333 amino acids)
Biological process (GO): protein ubiquitination
Cellular component (GO): CCR4-NOT complex
Molecular function (GO): ubiquitin-protein transferase activity
Source: RefSeq, a predicted model, not a curated record